ACAUGCUGUUUUAAUUUACAAAAAAGAAAAUAAUAAAAACAUGUGAAUGAAAAUUACAAUUGAUAUACGGAUAUUAUUCAUUUCAUGGUGCGCAAGAUUUAUAUAAAUUCCUGUACAAAAUACAACACUUGGUAUCUUUUUCGUACACUAUAAUAUGUAACAUACAUGUAUAUUUUCUCAAAAAAAUUUAACUUAAACAUUAAUCCACUACUUUUUAAUCUUUCAUAGUUAAAAAAUAACCUGGAGAUAUAAAUACAUAAAAAUCUUAUCAGUCGAAUAAGUUAUUGAUCUUAGUUCGAUAACCAUACUAUUCUUCUACUUUCUAUCUCAUAACCCAACGAUUAACGAAUUAGUCGUCCCUUUUCAUCGUACAUCUUUGUAAUAACCGUUAUGAAAUUAAAUCAAAGAUAAAACAGUAAUGUUUAUUUUAUUUAUAAUCGAAGACGAUCACCUGGUAAUUGGCAACCACCGCCACCGUGGCCAUGACCGGAUACCAAUUUACGAUCGGUUCAACAACCUGUGUCGCUGUUCUACGAUUCCCAUCUUUAUAAUUCAACCAUUUAAAAUGAAAUAGCACGGAUAUACAUCGUAUUAUUUCGCAAUGUCACUUAUGUCGCGUGCUGUUUUUUUGACAUUCAAAAGAAAUCCGCGUAAGUGAAAGUGUUGGGAAAAUAAAUGCAAGAGAGCCAAUACUAUAACACGAAACAGUUUCGAAUAUCAGGGGAAGACAUUACUCAGCAAAUACGGGGUGACUCAAAAAACACAGGAGACGCGUUCUGUCUUUUUUCGCAUUAUAAAGACACAACCACAGAAAAAGGAAGAGAAAAUAAACAAGAAAAAUAAAAUAAGAUUGCAACAUCUGGCUGCCAAAUUUAUCUUUGUACGGAUUAAGAAGUUAAUAACUGACAUUGCUCUCGUGUUCGUUCGUGUGGAGAAAAUAGGGUGCAUACAUACAACAUCGAAAAGCGUGUAAUAACAUUAUUUUUUUAAACAGAAACUUACCUAAUCUGUAUUCGAAGUUCCGUGUUUGUAAAUCUAUCGCCUGCUAACGUUAGAAGAAUAGUGUGCGAUCGCUGAAAUUCUACUGAAAUUUUACUGGGAUUUUAGCAAUACUGUGUUACGUUACGAGCGAGCAAGUUAAACACGGAUUGAACAGCUGAUGCUUCAUUGAGACCGGCGAAAUGUCAAAGUCUAGGCAAAUUACCUUACGUGUGCAAUGUUCAGAAGGAACAAAGCGUAUAGAUGUAAAUCUGUCUGAUACAAUUUCUCAAUUGUAUGAUAAGGUUUCUAAAACUUUUGAAUUGAAUACUUUUGGAUUUGGACUCUAUAAGGAACGAAAUCAUAAAAAUGAACUUCCAGUUUCUCAUAACAGAACAAUUUCAGGAGCACGCCUUUCUCAUGGAGAUAUGUUAUAUCUAGCUCCUCAGAGUAGUACACAGUUGUGGAGUACUCCUUCAACUAGUACUGCCAACAUUGAUAUUUCUCAAGAAACAAAACCAAUGGAUGAAACAGAGACUAGCAACCAUACUAUCAAUGCUUCUCGAUCUGUAUCAAAUGCAAUGGAAGACGUUGAUGAACAAUUAUGGAAACUUGAUGGCAAAAUACAAAGAAAACGUGAUGAAAAACUAUGUAGACAUGGUGCAAAUGGAUGCUGUGUUCAUUGUACUCCUUUAGAACCUUUUGAUGAAGCUUAUCUUAAGGAACAAAAUAUAAAACAUUUGUCUUUUCAUUCGUAUCUCAGGAAACUCACUGCUGGAGUUGAUAGGGGGAAGUUUAUACAAUUAGAAGACAUAAACUGCCGUAUAAAAACUGGUUGUAAAGAUCAUCCACCUUGGCCACGAGGUAUAUGUAGCAAAUGCCAACCAAGCUCUAUUACCCUGAAUCGACAAACUUAUCGUCACGUGGACAACGUUAUGUUUGAAAAUCCAAGCUUAGUUGAACGCUUUCUUAAUUAUUGGCGCAGCACCGGUCAUCAACGUAUUGGAUUUUUAUACGGAAGAUACGAAAUACAUACAGAUGUACCAUUAGGCAUUAGAGCUGUUGUCGCGGCUAUUUACGAGCCACCACAGGAAAGUACAAAAAAUUCUAUACGACUUUUACCGGAUGAAAAAGAAGUGGUAGUGGAUGAAUUGGCUCAUUUACUUAAUUUAAAAAGAGUUGGAUGGAUUUUUACAGACCUUAUAGUUGACGAUAUCAAGAAAGGAACGGUAAAACACGUUCGAAAUAUAGAAAGUCACUUUUUAUCUGCUCAAGAAUGUAUUAUGGCUGGGUAUUUCCAAAACAAAUAUCCAAAUCCUUGUCGUUUUUCUCCUAAUAAUUAUUUUGGUUCAAAGUUUGUUACUGUUUGUGUUACUGGUGAUGAGAAAAAUCAAAUUCAUAUGGAAGGUUAUCAAGUGUCCAAUCAAUGCAUGGCAUUGGUUCGAGAUAGCUGCUUGGUUCCUACGAAAGAUGCUCCAGAAUUGGGCUAUGUAAUUGAAUCAACAGAUAAACAGUAUGUCCCAGAUGUCUUCUACAAGGAAAAAGAUUCUUAUGGAAAUGAAGUGUCAAGGCUAGCAAGACCUUUGCCAGUAGAAUAUUUAUUGGUAGAUAUACCUGCAUCCAUGCCACUUAAUCCACAGUUUACUUUUUAUGUUAGCAAUAAUAUUACACCAUUUCUUAUUGAAAAUAGACUCAUCGAUGGACAAAUUCAAGAAUUUAGCUCACUUUGUUCUUACAUGCAGCAAUUUAGUAAAGAACAAUUUCUAGAAGCAGUUUCAGAUUUUCACUUAUUAAUUUUUAUUGCAACAAUGGAUAUGUUUCCAAUGAAGGACCAUAUGAUGCCAUUAUUAGAAGCAAUUCGUACAAAAGAUAGAGAAAAAGCUAUAGAGUGGUCACAUUCAGAACAAUGGGCAACAGUAGAGCAACUUAUAUCUGAAACUACAGCAUCUACAUCUCAACCAAUGUUUGAUAAUAGCUCAAGAAUUUCAGCUUCUGCGCUUGCAGAGGGAAGUGGAAUAGCAGUUGGUACAGACUCAAUUGUAAAUUCACCACCUGAUCAAGGACUUUGGACUUGUUCACAUUGCACAUUUCUCAAUGCAGCAGAUUUUGCAAUGUGUGAAAUGUGUGGUUUGCCAAGAAAUACGUAACAAACUGUCAUUAUAUUGCUUUUGUAUGCAAUUGAGGGUGUUGUCCUUAAAUUGCAAAUUUGCUCCUGCAGGUUUUGACAGAUACUGUGUUCUUGCAGAUAUAAAAAUUGUUUUCAGCGCAUACCUGGCUUUAUUUAUGAGUGAAUAAAAAGAGGAAAAAGUAUCUUUCACCGAAAUCUA
Molecule: messenger RNA, 3305 nt
Organism: Bombus pyrosoma
Lineage: Eukaryota; Metazoa; Arthropoda; Insecta; Hymenoptera; Apidae
Gene: Npl4
Product: nuclear protein localization protein 4 homolog
Exons: 13
Coding region: 1182-3125 (647 amino acids)
Biological process (GO): ubiquitin-dependent protein catabolic process
Cellular component (GO): nucleus
Molecular function (GO): ubiquitin binding; ubiquitin protein ligase binding
Source: RefSeq, a predicted model, not a curated record